This is a messenger RNA of Pelmatolapia mariae (spotted tilapia), 733 nucleotides long. RefSeq names its product adenosine 5'-monophosphoramidase HINT3-like. Gene Ontology annotation, molecular function: catalytic activity. The record is from RefSeq and is a predicted model, not a curated record. The transcript has 5 exons. NCBI's taxonomy places the organism in Eukaryota, Metazoa, Chordata, Actinopteri, Cichliformes, Cichlidae. The coding region runs from base 56 to 505 and encodes 149 amino acids.
AAUUAUAUUACAGCGUUUACUGCGCUCUGUAUAAAAGACGCUUUAAAACUCACGAAUGGGGACGCUGGAGGCUUCUGGGAUUGAUGACUGUAGGUUCUGUCAAAUAGCAAACAACAAAACUGACACAGAGAUCCUGCUGAGCGACGAUGAGCUGGUUUGCUUUCGUGACAUGAAGCCUGGAGCCACCCAUCACUACCUGGUUAUUCCCAGGAUGCAUAUCAGCAACUGUAAAACCCUUAAGGUGGACAACAUACCUCUAGUGGAGCGGAUGGAACAAAUGGGAAGACAUAUACUGGAGAAGAACAAAGUCUGCAGCCUCGAUGACGUCAGGCUGGGGUUUCAUCUCCCUCCAUUCUCGUCAGUUCCCCACCUCCACCUCCACGCUUUGGCUCCAGCCAGUAAGAUGAACUUGAAGUCUCAGCUUCGCUACGGGCAGCAGUCUUACUGGUUUAUUACAGUAGACAAAGUGCUUUCACAGCUGAAGACUCAUGGCAAAGUGAAAUGAACAGAUACAGGUGUAGCAACCUUGUUUGCUGCUUACAGGUUAUUUAAUUAGCAUCCACCGCACUGAGUCCACUUUACAUGACUUCUCCAGCCUGUUUGGCAUUCUGGUGCUAAUACGUUUGAAUAUUUUCCUCCAUGCCGCAUGCUGACUUGGUUGUGGAGAAGAGUUCUUUGUAUUAAAUUUUUUUUACUUCUGUUUUUUUUUUUUUCAUUUUUAUAAAUUGUAUAG